AUGAGAGUCAUACUCAUUGUGACGGGGCGAAAGUAUAAGCUUGUUUCCCUGGUGGACAAUUUUCCAGUGGGUCGUAUCCACCGUCAUCUCAAGUCUAGGACUUCUGCAAAUGGGAGAGUUGGGGCCACUGCUGCUGUUUACUUGGCUUCUAUCCUUGAAUACCUGACUGCUGAGGUUCUUGAGUUGGCUGGAAAUGCGAGCAAGGAUCUGAAAGUGAAGAGAAUCACUCCAAGGCAUCUGCAGCUGGCUAUUAGAGGGGAUGAGGAGCUUGACACCCUUAUAAAGGGUACCAUUGCUGGAGGUGGUGUCAUCCCUCACAUUCACAAGUCCCUAAUCAACAAAACUACCAAGGAUUAGUUAUGUCUGAUUUCAAAUAGUUGUUGACCUUUGAGUACUUUUAUGAUCUGUUAUGUGACUUGGUUUUAUUGUAGGCUUUGUUUAAUCUGUCUAGUAGAUCUGGUCAGUAUAUAUGCUGUAACUCUCUAGGCUUGUUCCUUUGAACUUGGGAUCCUUGUUUAGAGUAGGGAUGAUGUUUGUUGAAUAGUUUUAACUGUGGUUUCCCUAGAUAUUUUAUCUGAUUCUGGCUGUGAAGUUUAGUGUCUGCAUUUGACAUGAU
This is a messenger RNA of Theobroma umbraticum, 616 nucleotides long. Lineage: Eukaryota; Viridiplantae; Streptophyta; Magnoliopsida; Malvales; Malvaceae. The record is from RefSeq and is a predicted model, not a curated record.